AUGGCGCGCAACAUACCAGCCAAGGCAGUGGUGCCCUUCCUGGUGGCCAUGAUGCUGGCCACCGGCGUCUGCAACACGCUCCUCACUAAAUAUCAGGACAUGCAAUGCGUCCGCAACUGCUCCUCCGCCGACCCCUCCAAGCGCCACCACUUUGAACAGCCCGUCAUCCAGACGGCGCAGAUGUUCAUCGGCGAAAUGGGCUGCUGGCUUGUCGUCGGCGGCUUCGCGCUCUACAACCGCUACCUCUCCCGCUCCACCUCCACCUCCUAUCAACCAGUCCCGUCAGGCGAAGCCGAGGCCGAUGGGGACGACGAUAACGAAGCUCCCCUGGCAGCCCCGCUACAUCUGAAGACUGACCACGAAGGCCGCAUACCGCUUGAAGGGUGGAAGGUGUUACUGCUCGCGCUGCCGGCGUGUUGUGAUAUCGCGGGCACGACGCUUAUGAACGUGGGAUUGCUGUUCGUGGCGGCGAGCAUAUACCAGAUGACGCGUGGCGCGCUGGUGCUCUUUGUCGGGCUCUUCAGCGUGCUGUUCCUGAAGCGGAGGCUCGGUCCCUACAAAUGGUUUGCACUGUUCGUCGUUGUCGCUGGUGUGGCUGUUGUAGGGCUGGCGGGGGCUAUCAGCCAUGAUGAUAAGGCGAGGCUGGGUGCUGCCGGAGCGGAGCAGUUGCAGUGGCAUGAGGAGAUCAAGGGGUAUGUCGGAACGGCGCUGAGGUUCGCGAGAGAUGUGGCCGACGAGGCACACAAGGCGGCGAAGUCACGCUCGAGCGUGCAGACUAUCAUUGGAGUGCUUUUGAUUGCGGGUGCGCAGAUCUUUACGGCAACGCAGUUCGUGCUUGAGGAGAGUAUCAUGGAGAAGUAUGCCCUCGAGCCGAUAAAGGUUGUGGGCUGGGAAGGCCUCUUCGGAUUCGUAGUCACAGUCAUUGGUAUGGCGGUCUUGCACCUUGCGGUGGGUAGGACCGAGUCUGGACGGUACGGGUAUUUCGAUGCGAGGGAAGGACUAUGGGAGAUUACGCAUUACAGGGCAAUUGCAAUGAGCAGUCUCUUGAUCAUGAUAAGUAUCGGCGGCUUCAACUUCUUCGGCCUCUCAGUCACCCGCACGGUCUCCGCAACAUCUCGCUCGACGAUCGAUACCUGCCGAACCCUCUUCAUCUGGAUCGUCUCGCUGGGGCUUGGCUGGGAAACCUUCAAGUGGCUGCAGGUUCUUGGCUUCGCGCUUCUCGUAUACGGGACCUUCCUGUUCAAUGACCUCAUCAGACCGCCUCUCAAGGCCUGUAUCACGCGGAAAGACGAGGCGGAUGAAGAGCUCCUGCCCGAGCAUCCAAUCGAGCACACCUAG
Molecule: messenger RNA, 1338 nt
Organism: Coniosporium apollinis CBS 100218
Lineage: Eukaryota; Fungi; Ascomycota; Dothideomycetes
Exons: 3
Coding region: 1-1338 (445 amino acids)
Biological process (GO): pyrimidine nucleotide-sugar transmembrane transport
Cellular component (GO): intracellular membrane-bounded organelle; Golgi membrane
Molecular function (GO): pyrimidine nucleotide-sugar transmembrane transporter activity
Source: RefSeq, a predicted model, not a curated record